Molecule: messenger RNA, 420 nt
Organism: Ornithodoros turicata
Lineage: Eukaryota; Metazoa; Arthropoda; Arachnida; Ixodida; Argasidae
Product: transcription factor Adf-1-like
Exons: 3
Coding region: 1-420 (139 amino acids)
Source: RefSeq, a predicted model, not a curated record
AUGGCGUCUCACCAUACCGCGGCAAACAUGGUCUCCGUGCAAAAAAAUUCGCUUGACACGACACUCACGAAGCACGAAAUGAUAUGUAUUGAGGUAGAGAAGAGGCCCUGGCUCUACGAUAAUUCGCGUGCGGAUUACAAAGACGCUUUGAAGCGGGAAAAUACAUGGGCUGCAAUCGGACGUGAAGUCUCGAUGACAGCAUGCGAUUGUCAGAAGACCUGGCGGGGCAUUCGAGAUCGGUACGCCCGUGAACUGAGGGCCAGUGAAGAGAAACGAAGCGGCAUGUCUGCGGCGGGGGUGUACAAGUCCAACUGGCCGCUCUUCACCACUCUGGACUUCUUAAAAGAGUUCAUACGACCACGCAGCAAAGUUCGAAGCAGCGCUCACCCUGCCCAGGAAUUUUCCCCAAAGGCGAUCUAA